Orussus abietinus is the source of this 1057-nucleotide messenger RNA. RefSeq lists its product as uncharacterized. NCBI's taxonomy places the organism in Eukaryota, Metazoa, Arthropoda, Insecta, Hymenoptera, Orussidae. The transcript is spliced from 3 exons. The coding region runs from base 452 to 940 and encodes 162 amino acids. The record is from RefSeq and is a predicted model, not a curated record.
GCGCUACAUCCGCAGAGUUCUCGGUGUCCUCCUCUUGGCGUCCUUUUGCGAGGUGUUUGUGACCUCGGAGGAUUUAAUUAUAAUAUGGAAACGUACCCCCAAUGGAAGUCGUUCUUUACCAAAUCGAGGAAAAGCGAAGUCAUUGGAUUAUGGACGCAAUCACGGAAAAAUUAAAUCCGGCUAUCAUUUUGACGGAAACGAUUUACAUGCACCGGUAGAUGAUUCCCUUGACGAUUUGUCAGGCGAAGUGAUUAGCAGAUCCGCUUUUGAGGACAAACGCGCGUUAGAAAAUAAAUUCGCUCGCAGAGGCUUCGAGCUUUACGGAUCGAAUCGUCGGUCCGUCGAUCAACUUUCGCUCGCCGAACAAGAAUAUAUCUCAGCUCGAAAAGCUCUUGCCCUUGGCCGAUCAGAAAUUGACGUUCAAAGACAAGAUCAACAAUUCCAGCUCGACAUGGCAGACCUAGUGGAGCAAAAUUGUGGGACAAAUCUGACGGAGAAGAGAAACUUUGACAUUUGCGGGGUGAUGUCGCAGUUGAGGAUGAUAAACGAUUUGUUGGACGAGAGGAGUACCCUCGGCAAAAGGCUGUCCAGUAAAAAUCUGUUGAGACUAGACGAAGUGCUCUCGGUGGACAUCACGAUGUACCUGGCAGAAAAAAUUAGAGAGUUGACGAAGGAAAAUGGAAAACUAAGGCAUGCAAAGUUGGUUAAAAGUCCCGUGUACACCUUGAAGGAUGCAGGAAAGUGCGAGGGAAAGAAGCACCUAGAAUCGGGGGAGAAAGGAAGGUUAAGAGACGAUGAAAAUGGCGGAGUUUACAACACGAGGAAAUAUUCCGGUCAAAAUAGUGUUAUUUUAAGAUUUGGAAAAGAAAACAGGGGUGACGAAGGUGAUAAAGAUAACUUUCAGGAUGAAUUCGCUUUUCCGAUCGACGAUGUAGAAUAAAUCGGACAUUUCUGCAGUUACCUCCGAUUUCAAUCAUGAAAUUUCUAUUUAUUAAGCCGCUUCAAUCUUUGUCAGGGAACGCGUGCCUCAAGCCGUUAAUAAAUCCCUUUCCCCCAA